Molecule: messenger RNA, 615 nt
Organism: Lutra lutra (Eurasian river otter)
Lineage: Eukaryota; Metazoa; Chordata; Mammalia; Carnivora; Mustelidae
Gene: ZG16
Product: zymogen granule protein 16
Exons: 3
Coding region: 2-505 (167 amino acids)
Source: RefSeq, a predicted model, not a curated record
AAUGUUGGCCAUCACUCUUCUGGCCCUUCUCUGUGCAUCAGCCUCGGCCAAUGCCAUUCAGGCUAGGGCCUCCUCCUACAAUGGAGAGUAUGGAGGCGGUGGAGGAGAGCGAUUCUCUCAUUCUGGCUACCAGCUGGAAGGCCCCAUCACCGCCAUCCGUGUCCGGGUCAACAGAUACUACAUCGUAGGUCUCCAGGUCCGCUACGGCAAGGUGUGGAGCGACUACGUGGGGGGCACCCAGGGAGACAUGGAGGAGAUCUUCCUACACCCUGGGGAGUCAGUGAUCCAGGUGUCUGGCAAGUACAAGUACUACCUGAGGAAGCUGGUCUUCGUGACUGACAAGGGCCGUUACCUGCCUUUUGGGAAGGACACAGGCACGAGUUUCAAUGCCGUCCCCCUGUACCCCAACACUGUACUCCGGUUCAUCAGUGGCCGCUCGGGUUCCCUCAUCAAUGCCAUUGGCUUGCACUGGGACGCCUACCCCAGUGACUGUAGCAGUUGCUGAACCCCAGGCUCGUCCCAGGCCGGGCACUGCAGUGGGAGUGGGAGAACAUCUUUACCACUAACCUCAUCCACAUGGCUCCAUAAAAAAAAAAAUAAAAGGACAUAGCUACC